Molecule: messenger RNA, 2189 nt
Organism: Xiphias gladius (swordfish)
Lineage: Eukaryota; Metazoa; Chordata; Actinopteri; Istiophoriformes; Xiphiidae
Gene: cav2
Product: caveolin 2
Exons: 3
Coding region: 116-604 (162 amino acids)
Biological process (GO): insulin receptor signaling pathway; positive regulation of MAPK cascade; caveola assembly
Cellular component (GO): Golgi apparatus; caveola; cytoplasmic vesicle
Molecular function (GO): molecular adaptor activity; protein kinase binding
Source: RefSeq, a predicted model, not a curated record
CCCACGCCGCGCUGCUUUCCGUACGGGGCGGGGUGUCGCUCGAUCCGGCGCACAGAGCGGAGCGCACCGUCCCCAGCUGCUCUCCCCGCAUCGUCUGCCCGUCUGCCCGGACAACAUGGGUCUGGAGAAGGAGAAAUCGGACACCAGCAUAAUUAUGGACGAGGACGAGUUCAACCGGUCGAUAGAGCCCAUUCUGUCGAAGAAGGGGAAGUCGUACACCGCGGCACCGGACCGAGAUCCGAACGAUAUCAACGCGCACUUGAAGGUUGGUUUUGAGGAUGUCAUCGCGGAGCCCAUCUCCACGCACAGCUUCGACCGAGUGUGGAUAGGAAGCCACGCCGUGUUCGAGCUGGUCAAAUUCAUCUUUUACCGCCUCCUGACCACGCUGCUGGCCGUGCCCGUGGCUUUCGUCCUCGGACUGGUCUUCGGGGUGCUCAGCUGCAUCCACAUCUGGUUAGUGAUGCCUGUGAUCCAGAGCUGCAUGAUGCUCUUACCGUCUGUCCAGGUGGUGUGGAGGAGUGUGACGGACAUGUUCAUAACGCCGCUCUUCCACGGCAUGGGAAAGAGCCUGUCCUCCAUUCACGUCAAGACCACCGAGAACUGAGGAAGACGCCGCUCUGUCUCUGAGGAGAAGGAAAUGUAGGGCAGAAAUGGAGUCCCUCUGGAAAAAAAAACAAAAAACAAAAAAAAAAAGAGUGAAUGAUGCUGGCGGAAUACGUGCGUGGCUUCUUAUAAAGUCCAAUCUGAAAUCCUGCAGAAUCCUGUAACGGCUGUAAAACUGUCUCACCCUAUGGCCACAAAGGUCGAGUUCGUCAAACGUCUUCAGUGCACAGAAUCUGAUUAUGUAGUCUCACCGCAGGUCCCGUGCACUGGGUAAAUUGUAACAGAGAGAAAACACGUCUGGGUCACACGUAUGGUUACACAUCAUUUCACCCACUUUAAUUUCAGUGCGGUCAUUCAUAUUCACGCCGCCAUUUACACGGCGUUGAAGCAACGGUAAUUCGUAGCCUAGAUGCCACAGAGUGUCACCUUCUUAACCAGAUUCGUCCGGGCUUGAGCCGAGACUUCGUCUCAAGAAAUAUGUGCUUUCGGCUGCUUAUGGUCGAUAUAAACCUGCACAUCGCAACGGGAACACAAGCGGUUAUAGACAAGACAUUUUUACUGUUCGAGACUUAAUAAGGAGCUCGUGUGCACCACCCAAAAUGGAGUCAUUUUGCCGGUUGUGACCAAAAGAAAUUCUAGUCAUUCCAUUACUCUGUGGCUGAGAGAGAUGUGGAAUCAGUUGGAGGAGUGUAUAACAUUAACGUUUAGGCAAACAUACUGCUGACGUGCUAAGAGAUGUAAUAUUUCUGCUUUUUUUAAAAAAAAUCUUGUAUAUAUUGCAAAUAAUUCGACUAGAUGUUGAACGUAAUGAACUGAAUCCGAGUGGAUAGUCAGCGAGAGAGUAGUUUAUUUGAAUAUUACUUGCUAAGACGCAGCUAGGUGCACAUCUGCAAGCUUAUUUAAUCUGCUGCGUUUGAUCUCAGAGCGCAGCGGCGAUGACGCGGGGAAUUUGCUCUCACGCGGGCCUGCAGCCGGCUGUACGCGCCACGGCUGCUUUAACGCGUCACUGAACUAUGCUAACUAUGCUAACUUAAAAAAAACAAAAAAAAAAACAGGAUCGCAUAUUCCGUGGUGGCCUUGUAAUUCGUUAUUUAUGCAAAGACCAAUUCUGCAAUGGCAAACACCGACAUGUGGCAGCAUCUGACAUCACAGAAGUUCACGUCCGUAAGUGUAGCGUGAUGAAGACGCACCACGUUACUCUGGUACAUGCGUAUUUAAGUUAGAGGAGCUUGUUGUUUGCUUCGGUGCUGCAAGUUAGCGGGCUGGGUUUCGGAAGACUCCUGCAAUACUUUGCUGUGGAUUUGAUGAAGUGGAGUUUCAGGUACAAAUUUGGAAGGUGGUACAGGAGAGAAUCAGUGUGGACAGUGGUGGAGCUGAGAGUCAGGCGGAUGCUCAGGCUGAUUUGUGCUGUAUAGCGAGAUUUCAGCUUUUCCACUGCGCACUUUAAUUUUGUCAUUACGAGCGCAAACUCUGAUAAAACAGACACAUACUGUAUUUUCUAAUACCAUGUACUGUAUCUGUCUUUAAUGAUUGGAACCGAUGUCUAUUUUUCAUGUGAUGGAUGCCAUAAAAAUUUACCAUCAAUA